This is a messenger RNA of Lycium ferocissimum, 1630 nucleotides long. Its product is annotated as glycerol-3-phosphate acyltransferase RAM2-like. Gene Ontology annotation, cellular component: membrane. The record is from RefSeq and is a predicted model, not a curated record. Gene Ontology annotation, biological process: cutin biosynthetic process. Lineage: Eukaryota; Viridiplantae; Streptophyta; Magnoliopsida; Solanales; Solanaceae. Gene Ontology annotation, molecular function: glycerol-3-phosphate 2-O-acyltransferase activity; phosphatase activity.
CUAUAUCUAAGGCAGAAGAAAGUCAAUCGAAUUUAACACCCCCUAAUUAGAAUUGAUAACUGCCAUUAAUUAGCACUUAAUACAACUCAAAGCCGAUUGCUAAAAUAAAUUCUCGUAAAUUUCCUACAAUCCAACAAUGUGAAUCAAAGGGACGAGAAGAUCACACAGUAGUAGAAGACAUGGAUGGAACUUUACUUGUUGGGCAUAGCACUUUCCCUUAUUUUGCACUUGUUGCUUUUGAAGCUGGUGGUAUUUUUAGGCUUCUUUUUUUGGUCCUAGCAUCACCUUUAGCUGGACUACUAUACUAUUUCAUCUCCGAGUCCGCAGGCAUUCGUGUCCUAAUUUUUGCAACAUUUGUUGGUAUGAAAGUGUCCGAUAUAGAGUCCGUGGCACGCGCUGUGUUACCAAAGUUUUAUUCGAGCGAUUUGCACCCUGAGACAUGGCGUGUUUUUUCGCCUAGUGGGAAAAGGUGUGUUCUAACGGCGAAUCCUAGGAUUAUGGUCGAAGCGUUUUUGAAGGAAUAUUUAGGUGUUGAUAUGGUUAUUGGGACAGAGAUGUGUACGUAUAAAGGAAGAGCUACUGGAUUUGUAAAUGAACCUGGAAUUCUUGUUGGUGAGAACAAGUUUGUGGCUCUUCAAAAGGCCUUUGGUUCUAAAUCUGUACCAGAUACUGGACUUGGUGAUCGCAAGACUGAUUUUCCCGUGAUGAAUUUAUGCAAGGAAAGUUACAUAGUGCCUAGUGUGAAGCCCAUGAGUAAAGAGAAAUUACUAAAGCCUAUAGUUUUCCAUGAUGGCCGACUUGUUCAAAAACCAGGCCCGUCAAUGGCACUCAUGAUAAUUCUUUGGAUCCCAGUGGGCUUCCUCUUAACCUGCUUGCGUAUAGCCGCGGGUGCACUCCUACCAAUGCCACUAGUCUAUUACGCCUUUUGGGCUCUUGGUGUUCGGGUCAAAGUAAAAGGCAACCCACCUCCUCCGGCCCAAAAAUCCACCGGUCAAACCGGUGUCCUUUUCAUUUGCUCCCAUCGAACUCUUCUUGACCCAAUUUUUCUCUCAACGGCCCUUGGUAGGCCCAUCACCGCGGUCACUUACUCGUUGUCACGACUUAUCAUUUCACCUAUUAAAACGGUUCGCCUUACCCGUGACCGUGUAACGGAUGCUAAUAUGAUUAAAAAACUAUUGGAAGAAGGUGAUUUGGUUAUAUGCCCUGAAGGGACAACAAGUAGAGAACCAUUUUUACUAAGAUUUUCAGCCUUAUUCGCGGAAUUAACUGACGAGAUUGUCCCCGUUGCAAUGUCUAAUAAAAUGAGCAUGUUCCAUGGCACGACGGCUAGGGGUUGGAAAGGAAUGGACCCUUUUUAUUUCUUCAUGAAUCCUAGUCCUGCAUAUGAAGUGACGUUUUUGAAUAAAUUGCCAUAUGACUUGACUUGUAGAGCUGGAAAAUCAAGCUAUGAUGUGGCGAAUUAUAUACAGAGGACGAUCGCUGCAAUAUUAUCUUAUGAGUGCACCAAUUUUACUAGGAAGGAUAAGUACAGGGCUUUGGCUGGAAAUGAUGGAACAGUGGCAGCAAAAAAUGGACUAGCACGCAAGAAAGUUAUGGGUUGCUUACAGAGAAAAGUUUAAUUUGUCUUCAA